Limulus polyphemus (Atlantic horseshoe crab) is the source of this 1317-nucleotide messenger RNA. Its product is annotated as venom protease-like. The transcript has 7 exons. The record is from RefSeq and is a predicted model, not a curated record. The coding region runs from base 1 to 1317 and encodes 438 amino acids. Gene Ontology annotation, biological process: proteolysis. Gene Ontology annotation, molecular function: serine-type endopeptidase activity. Lineage: Eukaryota; Metazoa; Arthropoda; Merostomata; Xiphosura; Limulidae.
AUGGCCAUUCCUAUUUUAGAGCUGUUGAUCAGAGAGAGAGAGGGAAACCAUUUAGCUGUACCUACCGCCUACUUGGAUAAGAAUAAUCUACUUGUUACCUCGACUCAGCGUCCUCACAUUUUAAGCAUACUGUUUGGUACCAUUCCUGCCUCAUCGACAACAACAGCCCUAACUACCACAACAAAAAAACCAGCCACACCUUCCACAACACAAAAAACAAUCGUAACUCCCACAACACAAAAACCAGUUACAGGUCCAGGAGAUACUGAAAUAUUAACCACAACAACAACGCCUUCAACGACAACCACAAUAAUAAAACAACCGACAACUACUAUAGCAACAGAAAAGCCAACAACCAUUACAACGUCCGAAAAAACAACAAUAUCGGAAAGGCCAACAACAGUCUCAACACAGUCAUCAACAAAACAACCUUCAACGUCUUUAUCGACAAAAGUCCCAAAUAUUAUACCAUCACCACGUCCGCCAGGGGAAACUGCUGCUAAUCACAAACCAGUACGUCAAUUAGGCCUAGCUGGAAAUCAAGCAUGUGGACUUGGUGGACGCGGUGCAAGGAUUGUUGGUGGAUUCGAAGCUAAUCCUGGGCAGUGGCCUUGGAUGUCAGCUAUCUUCCUAAGGAAACGCCGUGGAACAGAAUACUGGUGUGGUGGCGCUUUAAUCAACGACCAGUUCAUACUGACCGCCGCUCAUUGUUUGUCACAUCCUAGUGGUUACAGAUAUCAUUCGUCACAACUAACAGUUCGUCUUGGAGACCAUCAUUUAUUCAAAACAGACGACUUUGCUCAACCCAGGGAGUAUUUUGUGGAUAAAACAAUACAGCAUCCACAGUUUCGACGUAAUGGCUUUUUCAAUGACAUAGGCCUGGUUAAGCUGAGAGAAAGGGUGGUAUAUACGACCUUUAUCAGACCUGUCUGUCUUCCAGUAGAAGAUAACCUUAGAUCAAAUCCGCUGGUCGGCCAUAUUGGUACUGUGCUCGGAUGGGGAACUACCUCUUACGGGGGUAAAAGCACUGAUGCCCUUCAACAGACUUCCAUGCCUAUAUGGGCCAACGAGGACUGCAAUCGUCGAUAUUUUCAGCCAAUCACAGAAGGAUUUAUGUGCGCGGGCUUCAUUGAAGGAGGUAAAGAUGCGUGCCAGGGAGACUCUGGCGGCCCUCUGUUAGUAAGGAAUGCAGACAGCAGAUGGACAGUGGUGGGACUGGUGUCCUUUGGUAGCAAGUGUGCGGAACCAGGUUUUCCUGGCGUUUACACUAGAGUUGCAAAGUACGUGGAUUGGAUUACAGAAAACACAAUUGAUUAA